Camellia sinensis is the source of this 2403-nucleotide messenger RNA. RefSeq names its product Pectin lyase-like superfamily protein. Gene Ontology annotation, biological process: carbohydrate metabolic process. The record is from RefSeq and is a predicted model, not a curated record. NCBI's taxonomy places the organism in Eukaryota, Viridiplantae, Streptophyta, Magnoliopsida, Ericales, Theaceae. Gene Ontology annotation, molecular function: polygalacturonase activity.
UUUGGGAUCAACCAGAACUCGACAUGUGUCAACCUGGUCAAUAAUAAAUUUAAUUUUGACAUGACAAAGGCAAGGUUGAGAAACACUAAAGCAAAAACAAACACACUUGCACACACAGAUUUAAGAUAAAAGAGUUUUACUAUGAAGGUAGAGAUUAUAAUGAUACUGUUCUCACUUUCAACCUUAGGACCGCUAAAUAACCCCUAAAUAACACGAAAGUAGCAAACCGGGUCAAAUUGACUCAAAUAGAAAUAUCGGGUCAGACUCAUUGUCCAAUGAAUAAGCUUUGUUUGUGUAGGUCGGCAAUGGGUAAUAAGAGUCAAAUUUGACACAUCCACAACAAUUUUUGUAGGCACUUUUGAGUAUAAAUUACAACCUCUCCACUUCAACUAGUCCUUGCCACAAUCCAAACCACUUUGUUUGAGGUCACUAUCUGUGAACUCCUCCUUUCUUCAUCUUUUCUAUCUGUUCUUGCUUCCAUUAAUUUUGGCACCUCUCAAAGUGGAUUUUCUAGCACUUUCCAGAGAAACAGUUGGGAAAACUAGGGGAUUCAUCACUUCAGAUGAAGCCAACAACACAUUGGCAUUUGAUAAUUAUAAUUGCUGUGGCACUGGUCUCCCAAGAUUCAAUCAAUGUGGAAUGCAGAGCCCAUUUUCACAAGAAGCAGAAGAACAAAGGAUCCUCUUCUGGUUAUCCUCCUCCUAGUCCUCCUCAAGACCCUGCACCUCCAUCCCCUGUUUUGCCUCCCCCUAUUCCUUCUGACCCGAGUAACCCUCCUGGCAGUUCCAGCUCUAACUGUAUUUUUGACGUGACAUCUUUCGGGGCUGUCGGAGAUGGGUCCAGUGAUGACACUGCUGCAUUCAGAAAAGCAUGGCAAGCAGCUUGUGCAGUAGAAUCUGGUGUUGUUUUGGCUCCCUCGGAUUACACAUUCAUGAUUACUUCAACAAUCUUCUCUGGUCCUUGUAAGCGAGGACUAGUGUUCCAAGUGGAUGGGGUACUAAUGGCGCCUAAUGGACCGAAUUGCUGGCCAAAAACAGACAGCAGCAAGCAAUGGCUAGUGUUUUACAGGCUCGAUGAAAUGACAUUGACUGGAAGUGGAACCAUUGAAGGGAAUGGUGAGCAGUGGUGGGAACUCCCCUGCAAACCUCACCGGGGUCCCAACGGUUCAACAUUGCCUGGACCAUGUGAUAGCCCUGCUUUAAUUCGAUUUUUCAUGAGCAACAAUCUGGCAGUUCGCGGGUUGCAAAUCCAAAACAGUCCCCAAUUCCACGUGAAAUUUGAUGGCUGUGAAGGUGUGCAGAUAGAGAAGCUAUCCAUUUCUUCUCCAAAGCUCAGCCCAAACACUGAUGGCAUUCACAUCGAGAACACCAAGUACGUCGGGAUAUACAACUCUGUCAUAGGCAAUGGGGAUGAUUGCAUUUCAAUUGGAACGGGGUGUUCAAAUGUUGACAUAGAAGGUGUCACUUGCGGGCCGAGUCAUGGGAUUAGCAUUGGGAGCCUAGGGGUGCACAACUCCCAGGCAUGUGUCUCCAACAUAACAGUCCGCAAUGCGGUUAUAAAGGACUCGGACAAUGGGGUCAGGAUCAAAACCUGGCAAGGCGGGACAGGCUCAGUAUCUGGCAUUUCAUUCGAGAACAUCCAAAUGGACAAUGUCAGGAACUCCAUAAUCAUAGACCAGUACUACUGCUUCACAAAGGGUUGUCGGAACCAGACCUCGGCCGUUUAUCUGACAGACGUGUCGUAUCGCAACAUAAAGGGCACGUACGACGUGCGUAGCCCUCCCAUCCACUUUGCCUGCAGCGACACCGUGCCCUGCACGAAUCUAACGAUGUCCGAGGUUGAGCUUCUUCCAUAUGAAGGGGAAUUGGUGGAUGAUCCAUUUUGUUGGAAUGCAUAUGGGACUCAAGAGACCUUGACAAUACCUCCCAUUGAUUGCUUGCAAGAUGGGGAGCCUGAGUCUGAGGGAGAGCCUUCCACAUAUUGUUAGUAGGGGUAUUUUAGUGCUUUUCGUUAUUACAUAAUUAUAAAAGGGGCUUUGUCCUAAAGCCAUUGUGGGAUCCGAGGAGGAUCCAAUUUACGUAGGUCUUGUGCAUGCGAAGAGACUGUUUCUAUGAUUCGAAUUUAGGACACUAAGAUCAUGAUAGAACAAUCUUACUAUUGCACCAAGAGCCAACCUAGUUAUUUGCAUAUAACUUAUGUAUACAGUAAUUUGAUAGAGAUCAGGAGCCAUUAUUUGGUUAUGGGUCUUGAUUGUUACCUAGCUAGGCCUUCAUCCCUUUGGGUUUGUUUCCCUUAUUGUGUGAUGAGGUGUGUUGUAGGAAUUGGGGAUUUUUUUUUUUUUUUUUGUUUGCCAUACUAUGUAACAGAGUGGAUUUUUACAUCUAUAAUUAAUAAUAGCAUUAC